AAUACAGUACCGAGUACCGACGUCGUUGAUAGCGGCUAUCGAUAGCAGAUAAAGUUAGCGGGCCACUCGUAGCCACCAAAAAUGUGAAGUGGAUAAGUGGAUCCACGAAUUUGUCCCGCACUUGGAGCAGAGGCGCAACAUUUCUGACGCAUCGCAUUCAAAGUGGCGUCGUCGAUUCCCUUCAGAUUCAAGGCGGGCAGCAGCGGCAACAUGGCUCCCUCAGUCGCAGACGGUCACCACCACCGCAGCACGACGAAGCAGCACAAGAAGGGCUUCAAGUCUCGCCAUGCCACCAAAAGUGCGCUGAAGGAGGUCAGCAAGGGCAAAGUCGAGGCCGUGGGAUUCGAACGCGGCAGCCGCAAGACGCCCCACCAGCAGGUCAUGUCGAAAUUCGACCGUCGCAACCGCGCGAAGCAGAUCCGCGUCAACAAAGACCACGAGCACGCCAAAGCCACGAAUGUCUUUGCCGGGCGAGACAGCGCACCGCGCGUUGUUGCCAUUGUGCCACUGUGCGCCGACAUUUCUUCUGCCUCGGCAGUGCGAAGCUUGAAUGCGGCGCUGGAUAUUGAGCAGGACGUUCCUGAGGCGGGAUGGGUGCGCACAAACGUGGACCGCUUCAAGCAGAAGAUCCAGUAUGUGACUAUGCAAAGAGACCUCCUGGCAGCACUCGAUGCUUGCAGAGUAGCGGACUUUGUCGUCUUUGUGCUGUCCGCUGAGGAGGAGGUUGACGAGGAGGGCGAGCUGAUCCUAAAGGCUGUCGAGAGCCAGGGUCUCACGAAUACCUUCACGGUUGUACAGGCGCUGGACAAAGUCGAACCCGCAAAGCGCAAGCCGCAGGUCGUUGGGUCGCUGAAGUCGUACAUUACACAUUGGCUGCCGACCAUCGAGCGCGUAUACUCGCUCGACAACCGACAGGAAGCCUCGAACCUUGUACGAUCGAUAUGCACAACCCACACAAAGGGCAUAAGAUGGAGGGACCAAAGGAGCUAUAUGUUCAUUGAGGACGUUGCGUGGCCCUCUGGCAAGUCCGCAGUCAACGAAGAUGGCACUGGAGACGUUGUCUUGACUGGUGUAGUCCGUGGGUUAGGAUUGAAGGCCGACAGGCUGGUUCAGGUCGGCGACUGGGGCGACUUCCAGGUUGAUCAGAUUGUAGCCGCUCCUUUGGAGACACGAAAGAAGAAGGACGGCGACAUGAUGGUUGAUGCGGAAGAAGAGGUCGUGCUGGAGCGCCCGACAGAGGACCAGGAUGAGCUUGCUGCUCUCGCGCCUGAGGAGACGCUCAUGGACGACGUCACACAAUACGCUGCUUCUAUUGCGCCUACUGAGCGCAAGGGAGUACUGCUUGACGACCACCACUACUUCUCAGACGAGGAAGACGAGGAGGCCCGCCCACAACCCAAGAGGAUGCCACGGGGUACCAGCAAAUACCAGGCUGCGUGGUACCUGGAGGACUUCUCCGACUCAGACUCUGACCUCGAGGAUUUCGACAUGGAGGACGCCGAUGAGCCUCAGAGUGCUGUUGCUCACCCGGCGGACGGCGAGGAGGGCAUGGAUAUCGACGGAAAGGCGAUGACUGAGGGUGGUCCUUCAGAAUACCCGCAGUCUGAGAUGUUCCUGGAUCCCUCGCCAGAAGACGAGGCCGAACAAAUCGAAGCCUACCGGAAAUCGAGAAAAACGGACGCUGAACAGGAUCUCGAGUUCCCGGAUGAGAUUGAACUGCACCCGAACAUGAACGCACGGGAGCGUCUCAUGAAGUACCGUGGAUUGAAGAGCUUGAGGCAGAGUGUCUGGGAGACUGAUGAGGACCGACCAUACGAGCCCGAGGAGUGGCAGCGCCUGCUCGAGAUCUCCGAUUACAAGCGCACAGCAACAAAGUUCAUGCGCGAAGCCUGGGCUGGCGGCGUCAAGCCUGGCACACGGGUCAACGUCCACAUCCGUGGCGUUCCCCUACACUUCCAGCAGUCACAAUCAAGCCCAGUGGCUAUGUUCUCGUUACUCAGGCACGAACACAAGCGCACAGCUUGUAACUACAGCAUCCUGCUAAGCUCUGACUACGGCAACACCAUCAAGUCCAAGACCGAGAUGAUUGUCCAGUGCGGUGCCCGCCGCAUGGUCAUCAACCCUCUCUUCUCAGCAGCAGGCAACACGCCCAAUAAUGUCCACAAGUUCGACCGCUUCCUGCACCCCGGCCAGAACGCAAUCGCCUCCUUCAUGGGCCCGCUGACCUGGGGCAACGUGCCGCUGCUCUACUUCCAGCGCAGCACCUCUCCCGACGCCGUGUCCUCCUCUGGUCUGCAGCUCAUCGGCACCGGCACCUCGCUCCCGCCUUCCAUGAACCGCAUCAUCGCUAAACGCGUCAUCCUCACCGGCCACCCCUACAAGAUCAACAAGCGCGUCGUCACCGUGCGCUACAUGUUCUUCAACGACGGCGACGUCAGGUGGUUCAAGAGCCUGCCGCUGUGGACGCGCAGGGGCAGGAGCGGCUUCGUCAAGGAGAGCCUGGGUACGCAUGGAUAUUUCAAGGCGACCUUUGACGGCAAGAUCAACCCCAUGGAUGCCGUCGCGGUUAGUCUGUACAAGCGCGUGUGGCCGCGCACGGCGCGGGCGUGGAGCGCGGCGGAUGACGCGGCGGCCGAGGGAGCGGCGCCCAUGCUGGUGGAGAACUAAGGGCCGCGAUGAUAUGACUUGCAUGAUGGUAGAUACCUAGGUAGACAAAAUGGGCACGGCGUUCUU
Molecule: messenger RNA, 2733 nt
Organism: Boeremia exigua
Lineage: Eukaryota; Fungi; Ascomycota; Dothideomycetes; Pleosporales; Didymellaceae
Exons: 3
Coding region: 211-2667 (818 amino acids)
Biological process (GO): maturation of SSU-rRNA from tricistronic rRNA transcript (SSU-rRNA, 5.8S rRNA, LSU-rRNA); ribosome biogenesis; endonucleolytic cleavage of tricistronic rRNA transcript (SSU-rRNA, 5.8S rRNA, LSU-rRNA)
Cellular component (GO): preribosome, small subunit precursor; nucleus
Molecular function (GO): U3 snoRNA binding; GTP binding; GTPase activity
Source: RefSeq, a predicted model, not a curated record